UUAAUUGCUUAGCUUGUACGAUUUAUUAAGAAAUGAUGUUUUUGUCAUUUGAUCUCCCUCUUUUCCCUCUUAUUUUAACGCUAAUUGUGCUACUGCUAUUCAUUCCUUAUAAAAUGUUUUCAUCUGCUUCGAAGACUCACAAAAACCAACCACCAUCCCCAAGAAAGCUUCCAAUCAUUGGAAACCUUCAUCAGCUAGGCUCGAACCCCCAUCGUUCUCUUCAGGCCUUAACCCAAGCACAUGGUCCGCUUGUGCUCAUUCAACUUGGCAGUGUACCCGUGCUUGUAGCCUCAACAGCUGAAGCAGCCCGGGAAAUCUUAAAAACCCAUGAUGUAAUCUUCGCCAACAGACCCAAAUUAAGUAUUCCUGACACGCUUACUUAUGGAUCUAAGAACAUAGCAUUUUCUCAAUAUGGAGAGUAUUGGAGGCAGGUGAGGAGCAUUGCAGUGCUUGCGCUUCUAAGCAGUAGAAGAGUUCAGUCAUUUAAACGAGUGAGAGAAGAGGAGACUCGUCUUUUGAUUGACAAAAUUGGAGAAAAUUGCGGUUCUUUAGUUGAUUUAGGCGAUUUGCUAAAUUCGCUUACAAACAAUAUAGUUUGUAGGGUGGCUCUGGGGAGGACAUAUCAUGGGAUGAAGUUCAAUGACUUGUUGUCAAGGUUUGCGUAUCUGCUUGGUGCCUUUUCCGUUGGAAAUUAUAUUGGAUGGUUGUCGUGGGUGGAUCGACUGAGUGGUCUAGAGGCAAGAACCAAAAAAGUCGCUGAAGAAUUUGAUGAGUUUCUCGAGAGUGUUCUUGAAGAACAUAUAAAUAAGAAAAGAGCAGUGGAAGGCGAUAUAGGUGGUGAAAACUAUGAAAACCAGGAUUACGUUGAUAUCUUACUCGAUGCUCAAAGAGAAAAUACUACCAACUUUAUCCUUGACAGAGAUAUCAUUAAAGCAACUAUCAUUGACGUAUUUGCUGCUGGAACUGAUACUACAUUCGCAGCCAUAGAGUGGGCAAUCAGCGAGCUAAUAAGACAUCCGAAAGUAAUGAAAAAGUUGCAGAAAGAGGUCAGUGAAAUAGCACAAGGAAAAUCUAUGAUCACCGAGGAAGAUUUGGAAAAAAUGAAUUACUUACAUGCUGUCCUCAAGGAGACUCUCCGGUUGCAUACUCCACUUCCGCUACUCAUUUCUAGAAAAUCAACAGAAUAUGUGAAUUUAAUGGGGUAUGACAUUCCAGCAGGUACUCAAGUGAUUAUUAAUGCUUGGGCAAUAGGAAGAGAUCCUUCACUCUGGGAGGAUGCUGAGCAGUUUAAGCCAGAGAGGUUUCUGAAUAGUUGUAUUGACUUUAAAGGGGUGCACUUUGAGUUCCUUCCAUUUGGUGCUGGAAGAAGAGGGUGUCCUGGUAUUCAGUUUGCAAUAGUUAUUAACGAGCUUGUUUUGGCAAAUCUUGUGUACAAAUAUGAUUUGGCAUUGCCAGAUGAUGUGAGAGGGGAGGAACUCGACAUGAGUGAGUACACAGGCCUUACACUCCAUAGAAAGUUCCCUUUACUCGUUGUGCCCAAUCCUCACUUCUAGUAGUUGCCAAAUGUAAUCAGGGGCAAAUCUAGGAUUUGAACUCACCACCGGUGUCCAAUUUAAAUUAGAUGAUAAUAUAACUAGAUCGAUUUUUAUUUGGGUGGGAUCGCAAUAAUAUCAUCUAAAUGUAACUAUAAUAUUAAUUUUAGGGGCAAUUGUCAUAAAAGCCCUUAAGAUUAUCCAUAUAACCUUUGUGGUCAAGUCAUGUAGUCAUUUUGUGAACAAAUAAGACAUGAUUAUCCAUAUAUUUUGUGCU
This is a messenger RNA of Lactuca sativa (garden lettuce), 1809 nucleotides long. RefSeq names its product cytochrome P450 Tp4149. NCBI's taxonomy places the organism in Eukaryota, Viridiplantae, Streptophyta, Magnoliopsida, Asterales, Asteraceae. The record is from RefSeq and is a predicted model, not a curated record. Gene Ontology annotation, molecular function: heme binding; monooxygenase activity; iron ion binding.